GUGAAUAAUCUGGCUCAUCUGUGACGUUAUGUUUACUUCAAACGCGGAAAAGCAAACAGAAGAAAUUGCACAGCGGUCCGUUCUCUCUUCGUAUCUACAGAGUGAGGAUAUAAGCAUCUUACAUGCCAAUUCACGACAUUUCUUCACAAUAAUAGUGGCAGAAAACGUCAACUGCCCUUGACCAGGCUACAGCACAUACAGAGAUGGCAUCUGCAGGCUAUCAGGACAUUAAGGACCAUUUCAUAAAAUGUGGAGAAACACAAGAUGCAAGGAAAUACCUACAAAAGUUGUCUGAUGCAGUGUCCAAACAUCGUCAUGCUAGUAUUGCUCUCAAGAAGCCAAAGGGAUCAGAGUGGAAGAUUGCGGGCCUGGAUGACACGUCCUACAAAGGAGAAGAGGAAAUUAAGGAGUGGCAGAACUUCUACCUACCAGACAGUGUGAAGAUGGAGGUGUUAGGAGCUGUGGAAAACCUCCCCUACCCGACAGAGAGUGGCCAGCUGGUCAUAAUGCUGUGUGAGGACCUUCAGGUGUAUGCUUAUGACGGAGAGGAGAUGCACCUGGUCGCUCUGAGCCUGGAGGAAGUCUUUGUCUCUGGGCUUCAGUAUCCUGGCAUCAAGUCCUUCUACAGAGGGGAGUGCUUUAAGGACAUGACUAAAGAAGACUGGGCCAAGGUAAGACAGGGCAAAGUGGGGAGGAGACUUGAAAAGGAGCACCAGGAUUUACUGAGACAAGCCAAACCCAGCUUCCUGAGUUGUCUUGACUCCAUCAAAGGAGCAAGCCACACAGUCACAGGUGCCUGUAGCUAUCACAAACCAGUGGAACCUCCAACAGUACUUGAUGGACUUCUUACGGUUGAAAUCCUGUGAACGGGAUCCAAAUUCAAACAAAUCUCAUAAUUAAAAUUCCUCAAACAUACAAGUAUUAUACACCAUUUUAAAGAUACACUUGUUGUUAAUCCCACCACAGUAUCCGAUUUCAAAAAGGCUUUACGACGAAAGCAUACCAUGCGAU
Molecule: messenger RNA, 1011 nt
Organism: Oncorhynchus gorbuscha (pink salmon)
Lineage: Eukaryota; Metazoa; Chordata; Actinopteri; Salmoniformes; Salmonidae
Exons: 6
Coding region: 204-866 (220 amino acids)
Source: RefSeq, a predicted model, not a curated record